Molecule: messenger RNA, 2136 nt
Organism: Uranotaenia lowii
Lineage: Eukaryota; Metazoa; Arthropoda; Insecta; Diptera; Culicidae
Exons: 3
Coding region: 164-1342 (392 amino acids)
Source: RefSeq, a predicted model, not a curated record
AGAGAUGAACAACCGAUAGAGGAAGGCUUAUAAAGGGUUCGUCUUCACCGGGUACUUCCAGUCUGUGCCGGAUAGACACCGGGAUCUAAUCGUGGGUCUUGCAGUGCUUAGUUAGUUAGUUAGUUAGUUAAGUGUUUCAAGUGCAAGUGGAAAGAGUGCUAAGAUGGGAAGACUAUCGUCGGUAAUUCUCCUGCUAGCAGCUUUCGGCGGCAUUCGAUCGGCCCCGACGACCACGAUCAUUCACCAGCCGGCAACUCAGUACUAUCUGCUGCAGCCUCAAUCGGCGGCCACCGUUAAGAUUCAGCAGCAUCUGAUCCAACCGAUUCAGCACCUGAAGCUGGAACCGAAACAGGAACUGAUCUACUACUAUCCCUCGAUUCCGUUGAGUAGCAGCGUCCAGCUACAGCAUCACGAGAAGCCCAUCCGGUUGGUUUCGUUGAAGCAGCAGGAACCAAACUGGUUCGACCAAUUCCUCAACUUCUUCCAGCCAACGUCGACGGAAAAACCGGCCGCGGAAUCGCCCACCGAGGCACCUGGCCAAGCUCCAAUAUCGGAGACAAGUGAGGCCGCUCCCAUGAAUGAAGCUGAUUCUACUACUCCUGCUGCGAUGAGUGAGGAGAUGAUGAAGAUGAUGAUGAUGCAGAAGCAGCAGAUGUUCAUGAGUCCAGCCGAUGUUGAACGGCUUCCAACGAAGGCCGGCGUUCAAUCAAUCCCGAAUCGCUACUACAUCUUGACCGGAACCCCCCAGUUCUAUGGCAACUUCGAUGCCCUGCAGAACCCUCUGAGUCCAAUCUUCAGCCUCCAACCGCUGCAAGCCAUCCAUGCCCGUAACCCUAGCUCGGACAUCCUGGCUGCCGAGGACGACCAGCAGCGAUUCCAGCCUCAGAUUGUAUCCUCUCUGGCCCCGAUUGCUCCCGUUCCGGCUCCAGUGCCAGCCCAGCUAAAGAACGACCUGCUCGAAUCGCACCCGGACAAGGUGGACCGGACCUGGGGUCGCUCGUUGGCCGAAGACGACGAACCGGAACCGGAACAGGAACAACAGAACGAGCAGCCCCAAAUUCAGCGACGAGCUGACGAAGAGGAGCUGCCCAUGAUCGAAGAUGAGGAGGAGGACAAACCUCAGCAGCAGCAACAGGAACAGGAGAAGGCCACCGGAAGGCAAUCCGAUGAUCCAUCUGUGGCGGCCGUCAAACCAGCAGGAAUUGCCAUCGCCGGAAAGGGUGGAUUAGCUGCGUCCUCACCCACUGGAACUGCCAUCACCGGUGCCAAUGGGCUGGCCCUGGCGAAUCCAUCGGCCACUUCCGUUGCCGGAAACUUUUUCGAUGACGAUAUCAAAGCUUAAAAGCUUGGAAAAUUUCAUGCAUGACAACACGACUGACGAAAUGCCAUAAACUUUGACAACAUCAAAAAAAUCGACGGAAAUUAUUUCUAGUGAUAAAAGUUAAGCAAACUCAAUGAGUUUGCCUCGAAAGUUGAGAUAUCGCGUAUCUCGACGAUGAGAGCUAUUGAAAAUCUCGACAAUGGUGCUGGUAGAAAAAGCUUAAACGAAAUGAUUGGUUGAAUGUAAUGAAAAACGAACCAACAUUUCGUUAUUCUUGGAAAAACGAAAUCUAAACGUGAAAGGAUAUUUUCGUAUACGUAGUAAAACGGGACUAUUUUUGGCACAUUAGUGGUUCUACUCGUGCCACGUAAUGGCAGCCAAAAGGUUCACAAACUGGACUGAGUCAUCCCACCUCUUAGAGAGCGUUGAGGAUGCCAAAUUUUUAUUUAUACACACGAUAGAUAAGUGGGGCAGGUGGAAUCGAGCUUGAGAUUAAAAUGUUUGAAAGUUAAGAAUAGGAAUCAUUUGUUAGAAAGAAGAAUUCUAAAUUAACACAAAUCACGCGUAUUUAUCCGAAAUCGAAUGAGACUUUAGCUUUAAGGAACACUCAUCAUGCCAUCAUAUUUCAUCGCUACUAAAAUUAAGUGGAUCUUUUUUGGACUAGCGGCUUUCAGUUAGCAAACAUUGUGGCUUCAAAUUAAAAUAAAGACAGUCGAAAAAAGAUCUACUGCUCUUGGAACGAUCAUUGCAUAUCAUCACUACAAAAAUGUGUGAAAAAAAUAACGCAAAAAAAAGAAAUAAAAAAAUCGAACAUA